Sipha flava (yellow sugarcane aphid) is the source of this 7830-nucleotide messenger RNA. RefSeq names its product nesprin-1-like. Gene Ontology annotation, biological process: nuclear migration. The record is from RefSeq and is a predicted model, not a curated record. Gene Ontology annotation, molecular function: actin filament binding. Gene Ontology annotation, cellular component: nuclear outer membrane; meiotic nuclear membrane microtubule tethering complex; cytoplasm. The transcript is spliced from 25 exons. NCBI's taxonomy places the organism in Eukaryota, Metazoa, Arthropoda, Insecta, Hemiptera, Aphididae. The annotation marks the transcript as partial.
UACGAAAACAGAGAUAAGAAUGAAAUUGUGACAGUAACGAGGAAACGAAAAAUACAAAGGCGAAUCAUAGUUGAUGGUAAAGAGGUUUUAAUCGAUGUAGUUGUUGAUGAGCCACAGAGUGGUUUGGAGAUAUUGAAUCAACCAGAUGAUGAGUCGAAACUAAAAGCUUUACAGAUAGAUCAACCAAACGUAAACGUACAUGUGUUAGAUGACCACAAAGUAACAACCUCAACAUCUGUAACUCAUAAAAGAAUACGUAAAGUCAUUAGGCACGUGAAUGUUGUCGACGGAAAAGAAAUUAUAGAAGAAGAAAUAAUAGAUAUCCCUGAAUGUGAGGAGAGCCCCAAUGAGGUUGUUUCUGAAAUUCAGGCUAUUGAUAUUAAUUCAUCUAAAACGCAAUCGAUAUUUGAGAAGUUGAAAGGUUUGGUGGGCCAUUCAAACAAAGGACUGGAUGAUAGAAUAAUUAUUUCUUCUGAUACUAGUCAUACUGAUUUAUCACCAAACAAUGGAGCACUUAAAGAUUAUAAGUCAGAUCAUCUGGAUUCAGAUAUCAAUGUUGUUGCUCACCCUUCUUCUGCUGAUAUUUUUAAUAUGAGUGAUACUUCUAGUAGUUUUAACAGUAAACGCACAAAAUCGCCCGUAAUGAGUGAAUUAGAUCGAAAUAGAUGUGUUGUGAAAAAAAUGGUUGAUGAAGAUGGUAUUAAGAAAUUUGUGUUUGAAAUGAAAGAUGUGCCAUUAUCACAGAGUAUAAAUAUAAAAAGUGAUUUGUCUGGUUCAAUUGACCUUAUAAAUAUCAUGAAAAAUAACAUUUUAAAAUCUGAUACUCAAAACAAAUUUGCUGUAUAUACUACAUUUUUUGAAGAAAUCUACGAGCUUUUAGAAAUUAUCAUUUUUCACGCCACUAAUCAAAAAAACCCAAAUAGAAUAACGUUAAACUUAGAAGAACCAAUAAACGCAAAACAAAUAGUAAAUCAAAUAGAAUCAGCUGUAAAAGAUGUAUCUAAUAUAAAGGAAAAAUAUACAAAUUCAAAAGAAGACUAUGAAAAAAUAAAAAAAAUAAUAGAACAACUCCAGAGUAAAACUAAAGAAGUCAAACUUCGGAUUGAAAAUUGUAAUGAAGAUAUUGAUUCAGUUGAUUGGCAUAAACAAAAUAUAUCAAUUGAAAGUUCCAAAAAAAAAUUAGAACAGUAUAAAAUUGAAUUUGAACAAUUAAAGAAAGGAAAACUAGCAUAUCAAGAAAAAUUUGAUAAAAUGGAAAAAUUAUUUGAUUACAAUCAUAUAAUAAUUGACGAUAUCUAUACAAUUAUAAGUAUUUAUAAAAUAAAAAAUAACUCAAAAAAUAAACUACCUGAUGACACAUAUAAAUCACUAAAGAGUGCAAUAAAAUUAGAAAAAGAAAUAGAAAAUACAACCAAAACUAUCCUCGAAGAAAUUGAAAAAGAAAAUUUAAUCAAUUCAAAUACUAAUCAUUUAAAAUCAGUAUGUGAAUCAAUAAAGAAGAACAACGAAAAGAUAAUCAAAUAUUCUAAUAUCAAACACAUUCAGGAGGAUUGUGAUAGAUAUAAUCAUGUGGGUUCAGAAUUGAUAAACCUAAAAUUCUCAUUAGAAGCACAGAAAUCGGAUAAAAUUAACAUAAAACAUCUUGAUACGGAACUUAAUAAAACGCAUUUAAAUCUGAAAAAAUUACUAACUAUUCAAAAUGAAUGGACUCGUUUGGAAGACAUUUUAACAGCUGAACAAAAAUGGUUAGACGAAAUUGGAAUAUCAAUUCUUGAUUUGACAAAAAUUACGUCUAAUAAUUAUAUUCAAACGUUAUCUAAUACACAGAAUACAAUAACAGAAGUAGCAAUCCAUUAUGAUUCACUUUUAUACUUAAAGGAUAUAAUAGAUAAACUUGAGAAUCAAAUCGAUGUAAAACCAUUAUUGUAUGUAUGUGAACAACAUACGAAUGAUACAUUUAAGUUGAAAAACAAUUUAAGAACCAAAGAAAUACGUUUAAUCGAUUUUAAAAAACAUUUUAUUAAGUAUAUUGUUUUGAAGAAAAAUAUAGAAUCGACUCUUUCACGUAUAACAUCUGACUUGGAAAAUAUUAUACCAAAUCAGAAAAUCGACUAUAACAAUGGAAUUCAAUCCGAGCUACAAUUUAUAGAAGAAUCAAUAAAAAAUUGUUCUAUUCAUUUAAAUGAAUCACUUGAUGUUCUUCCAAUUUCUGAUGGACAAAAUGAAAUAGAAGCUGUUGGAGCAAUUACAGCAGAAUACAAAGUAUUAAAAGAAAAAUCGUACAAAAAUAUGUCAGACUUUGACAAUGGUGAUAUUUUAAAAACAUUUAAAUGUCUAGAAAGUUCAUUGGAAAAACCAAAAGACACGUUGUUAGAUCACAUUAGAACACUCAAAGGUGUUACAUACGAAAUGGGUAAAAUCGAGGGUCUUGAAAAAGAUCAACAAUUAACAGAGCAAUUUAGUACAUUCCAAAUCCAAUGCAGUAGUCAGCUACUGAACUAUUCGGAAUUAAAUACAAAAAUCGAAUAUUUACGUAAUACCUUGACUGAUCUUACACAUAACUUAGACAAUACUGACCUAAUUUUGAUAGAGCUAGAGAACGAAUCACAUAAAGAUAGACACACUUCAGAAACAGCAUUAUCUAAAACAUACCACCAAGUUACAGAUAAAAUGAAAAACAUGCAACAGAAACUGUCACAAGCUUCUCAACAGUUGAAACCAUUAAAAGACAAUCUGAAACCCUUUAAAAAAGAGAAGAAAGCAUUAGAAUCCGAAGUGAAUGAAAUUGAAAAACGAUAUAAACAAUUAAAAACGAAACAUCAAAGUGUGCUAAAAAUUUUGGAAAAUAAAUGCAGUUAUUGGAUAAUGGUCGAUGAGCUGUUAUUAAAGAUUAGAUUAAUAAAUAAUUCUACAAACAAUUUAAUCCUUAUCAAGCCAAAUUCAGACACCCUAGCAGACAAAUACUUAGAAGCAAUAUGGAAACACCUAAAGGAUGUCCGGAGUGCUUAUGAUAAAGAGAAUAAAAUUAUUUUGGCUGACAUUGAAAGUUUACGUAAGAAAGGAGAUAAACAGCAAAUCGAUAAUAUAAUCGAGAAUGAUCUAAAACAAUGGGUUGAUACUGGAGUAGCGGUAAAACAAUUAGUAGAUCGUUAUGAAAAAGCAUCUAAAACGCUGCAUGAUUAUCAACAAUUGAAAGAAUCCACAAACGAUUGGUUGAACGCCAAACUUUUGUCAGUCGAAAGCACUGAAGAUGUAUCAGAAAAAACUAAAUCAAUUGAUAAACAAAAGGAAAAUUUGGUCGACUUACGGAACAUGAUAACGGACGUAGCUGAAACCAUUGGACUAAAUUCGGAUGAUGUACCGUUAAACGAAAUCGAAGAGUUGAGUUUAAAACUCGAUAAAGUUCAAAAAGUACUCACUGCUCUCGGAGACGUUGCAGCCAAAAAGAAUAAAAUUUCAUAUGAAAUUGAGAAUGCAAAACAAUUUUUACAUGAUAUUGAAAAGAAUUCGUCAAAACCGAUUAAAAACAAUGAUGAGAAAUUAAAGGAAUUGAGAAGUAUAUUAUUAGAUUUGAACAAAUCAAAAAAAGAGAUGGACGAAUCACUUGAUAUAGAUAGCUUUGAAGUACCUCUUAAUGAAAAACGGACUUACUCCAUAGUAGAAGUUUUACAGCUUUGGCAACAAAUAUUCAAAGAAACUUUCCAAGAAUACCGAAAAUUAUCAUGUUCUCUACUCGAAAAUGAAAACAAUGUCGCCGUAUUUGAAAUUUGGCACGAUUAUCUUAUUUAUGUACAAGAAUUUUUACAAUCUCCUAUUCCUGGUGACUAUCAUUCGCUAACGAGUCAUGAACGACUAUUCCAAGUACACCAAGAAGUAUUGAUAAGUCAAAUGGAUACCAUACCUAAUUGCAUGAAUAAGCCAGACGUCAUCUCGGAACCUGCAGCAAUGGAAAGACUUUCGUCUUUAAUAGAUUUACAUAACGAAACAAUGACAAAACUCGAAAAUACUCAUCAAGAAGUGUGGACUAAAAUAGAACUGUGGAAAGAAUAUAGAACAAAUGUCAAGAAAGUAUAUGAAUGGCUAUGGAGCGUUGAAAAGACACAUUCCAAUUUAAAUUUAAAAUUCAUCAACACAAGAAGAUUACCGAACUUAAAAAUUCAAAUAACCAAUCUAUUGAGCGAUUUGGCCAAGAACCGUUCUCAGAUAGAAGAUCUCGAAAAACGUCAAAACACAAUAUUUACAUUCUGUGAUAAAACUACUGAGACUGGUUACAGAAAAGAGCUAAUUGCAAUCAGUCAAAGGAUUAAUGAAAUUCAGGCAUCAUUAGAAGUGUGGAAUGGCUAUCUAGAAAAUAUUGAAAAACAAAUCAAUGCUUUUGGUAAUCAAAGCACUGAGAUAAAUAGAGUAUUGCAAGAUGGACAAAAUAAAUUUGAAACUCUUCAACAUGAAUUUAAUUAUAAACAAGAAGAUAUAGUGCCAUCCGAUAAGCUUAAUACAGAAAUGAAGAAAAUACAAGAGUUAAACAAUCAAUUGAAACAACUAGAUACGCAGCUAUUAUCUACUACAGACAUACGAGACAAGUUAAAAGAUUCCCUUGAUCCUAUUGAAAUUCGUUCAUAUGGUCAAAAACUUAGGUUUUUAAAAUAUCACCAAAAAGACUUACUUUAUCAAUUAUUCUUGUACUCUUGUCAAAUCGACAAUUUACUUUACAAGCCACAAGAAUUUACGCACAGAUACACUAGAUUUAAGAACUGGACUAUUGAUACAGAAACUCAAUUGAAAAAUUUAACUCAAUCGCUGAAAGAUCCUCAGUUUGCUAUAAACGUGUUAAAACCCGAAUUCGAAUCUCAAAUCAAUUUAAAACAAAAAGAAUUUAAUUGGUUAAAUGGAGCUGGACAACAGCUUAUUACCGCCGAAUCCCAAUUAAACCCUGAGCUAGCAAGUACUACUGAAUCCAACUUAAAAGAAGUCAAUACAAUUUGGAAUAAUCUAAACAAUUCAUUAUAUAAAUAUACAGUAGAAUUACCAACAACGAUUUUGAAUACAAAUAAAUUAUUUGAUGAAAUCAAUACUUUUAAAAUUUGGAUCAAUAAUUUAGAAUCAAAACUAAAUAGUCCUAUUGUCUUUGAUGACCGUUCAGAAUAUAAUUUAAAAAAUCAAAUAAAUAGUUUAAAUGUUAUCAGUCAAAUCUACAAAGAAAAACAAGGAGAAUUUGACGACUUAAUGGUUAGAUGUGAUAAACAGUUGAAAAACGAUGAAAGUUCGAAUAGUUCUGAUAGUAAUCAAGAUCUACAGAGCCCAUUGAAGACACUUCCUAUAAGUUGGAAAAAUCUAGAAAAUAAGAUUAACGAUAAACGAACGCGUGUAGUGAGUGCAUGGGAAGAAUUACAGACUGUUCUUGGUUUAAUUGAUGCAGAAACUAAAUGGCUAAAACGCUUGAAUACUACUAUAGAUGAACGUAAAAAACAAAAUUAUAUUGAACACAGAAAUUUACCAGUAUUGAUCAGUCAUUUUGAGCAGGAACAACAAAACGCAAAGGACAAGCUUUCAAAAAUAGAACUUGCCGUUUCUUUAUCACGUUCUUCAUAUACGGCCAAGUUCAUUGACGAAGAAAUCGAAAUAAUUAAAAACAAGAGAGAAUUCACGUUAGAACAAGUCAAUACUCAAUUAGCAAUUCUUAAAAAAUCAUUAAUGUUAUGGAAAGACUUUAUUAAUGCACAUGGAAGAGCAGUGGUAACCCUUACACAAGUUGAUACCAAACUGAUUCAACUCGAGUUGUUAGAUAAAUCCGACAAUACUGACGAUGAAAAUGCACGUGUUACGGAAAAAUAUCUUGGGAAUUUGCAGAUAUUAGAAAUGGAGUUGAAAAAAUAUGGAGGACUUCUCGAAAAAGCAGAUGUUUUAGGUCUGCAAUUGAUGAAAGAAAGUACGCCAGGUGAUAUAAAAAAUAUUCAAGAAAUGAUUGAUGAGUAUCAAAUUUUAUGGAAGGAUAUCAACAGCCGUAUUGAAAAAUUGAAGGUAACAUGUGUUCAAGAAACUACGUGUAGAAAGAAGCGAUCAGCAAACGAAGAAGUUCAAGUAGAAACGUUAAAGUUCGGUAAAGAUUCACAAGUGCAAGUUGACACACUUCCUAAUGAAUUACUUAGAAAAGACUCAUUCCUAUACGAAUUACAAACAGCAAUGACGAAUGCUACAACCAACCUCAAUGACUUGGAGCUGGCCCUUCAAAAUUCUGACAAGAACUUGUCGAAAAAUAUUGCGACAUGUCAAAUGUCCGUUGACCUGAUCAAACACUUAAGUAUAAUACUAAAAACACAAUGUGGAGUACCCGAAUCUGAUAUAACUUUGGUCAAAUCUGAAGGCUUAUUAAAUAAGUACGAGGAAUUACUUGUAAAAUUCCGAUCGCAACAGCAAGUCGGUCAAUCUAAAACAAGCAGUUCCGCAUUUUGUCCACUGUGUUCCGAACAAAACUGGUCUCAAUUUGAAAACGACAUGUGGCGCUUAGAACACUGGAUACAGUCGACUGAAGCAAAGCUUAGUGUUCAACCAAUGGUACCGCCAUCAAAAAUUGAACAAUUGGAAGACGUUAUUCAAGAGCACAGAGAACUUUUAUUGUACUUAGACAGUCAUCGCAAUAUCGUAAAAUCGUUGAACGUGAUUGGUCUUCAUUUGGCUGACCACAGCAACGACGAAGAAAGAGCAAUACAAAUCAAAAACCGCUUAAAAGCUACCAAUUCUAGAUGGGAUCGUGUUUGUUUCGCUUGUACCGAAUGGCAGACAAAACUUCAAACUGCUCUUAUGGAGAACGACGAAUUCUACAGCGUAAUAGAGGAACUCGUCGAUUGGUUAGACGAAACAGAACGGACCAUCAAGACGACCGAACCGGUAGACCUAUCAGAGGACACGGAGGUCAUAGUUGAAAAAUUCAACAAAUUUAAAAACCUGCACGCCGAUCUGGAAAAAUGCGAACCUCGCGUGGUCUCGCUGCUGGAAGCGGCCGACUGGCUGCGGCAGGCCAACGAAAAGACGGGCGCGGCGACGACCAGACGGUCUGACCAAAGUGUCGCGGACUGCCACGCAAGGCUGUCGCACCUCCGGGCCCGGCUGACCGCGCUGGUGCGCAUGACGGCCGGCCACGCGACCAGACUGGGCACGGUGCUCGGCUACGACGUCUCGUCGGAGGACAACGUCUGCGCGAGGCUGCACCAGGUGGACGAUACGAGCACUGUUAUGAAUCGAUCCGACGAAGAAGAACCAAACACAAAUGUUGGCGGCAAUGAGACCGUAUUGCGGCGAGGCUACAGGUUCUUCGGCCGUGUGAUGCGUGCGUCCUUGCCGUUCCAGGUGCUAAUGCUGCUGGUCCUGGGCGCCGCCUCGCUAGUGCCAAUUGUCGACGAGGAGUUCAACUGCAUGGAGUCCAACAACAUCGCCUGGAGUCUUUACCCGUUGCUCCGAUACCCCGGAGGACCACCGCCAACAUAAUGACCACACGACAUAACGUUCAACACGUUGCUGACGAUCAAUGAUUACUGUUAUUAUUUCUACACACAAAUUCAAAUUAUUAUUAUUAUUAUUAUUAUUAUUAUUAUUAUUAUUAUUAUCAUCAUCAUCGUUAUUAUUAUUAUUUUUUUUUUUCAUGAUUAUUAUUAUGUUUAAUUUAUAUACAAUACCAAUGUACCGUACCAAUGUCAUGUUUUAUGGUUUUAAGAGUUAAAUUUGAGUGUAUCGAUUGUAUAUUUAUUUUUAAAAUUUCGAAACAAACUACGAGACGUAAGACCAGUCGAUGUUAAACAAACGCUUUAAACAUUUUAAAAAGUUAAUUUCAUGAAA